CCAUCGGAGACGUACCUGUUGUUACCAGGGGAACUGAGAGAUGGACGGGACUUAAGAGUUCACCCGUUACUGUUUAACAUCGGCAUCAACCAGCAACAGAGUCUAGCCGAGAGGUUCGGAGACAGUUCUCUCCAAGAAAGGAUCAACCUCAGAAGCUGUGAGAUGUUGAAGUCCUACUACAAGACCCUGAGAGACAAACUACCCAACUUGACCCUGCCCUGUUCCCGGUCCCCGUUAGCUGUGGAGGACUUGUUGUGUUCUCUGGAGCAGUCUCUGGAGAUGAAGAAGAGGAAGAACGUUGAGGUCCUGUGGCUCGCUGCCUCCGUGUGUAGGAGGUUGAAUGGUGUCAGGUUAACCAGCUGUAAAAGUGCCAAAGACAGGACCUCCAUGUCUGUGACUUUAGAACAGUGUAUGUUGCUAAGAGACGAACACACACUCAGCAAGGAGCACUUUAACAGAGCACUGGACUGCAUGAGGAGCUCUCGUCUCCAGCAGGGCCAGAUAGUGGGUUGUUGGGACCCAGAGAGAGGAGCUGGGUCGUGGUCUGGGUUUAAGGGGGAACAGAAGACUCCGGCAGCACCUGGCAGACACUUCUAUCCGGUAGCUCUCCUCCUGGUCACCUCACAUCUGCUAGUGGUCUGGCUCAUACUGAGUAUGGUAGUUGUAACUGGGAAAUAGAAAUAUGGUAGUUCUUUCUAAAAAGUCAGUUAAGAACAAAUUCUUAUUUACAAUGACGGCCUACCGGGGAACAGUGGGGUUAACUGCCUUGUUCAGGGGCAGA
This is a messenger RNA of Oncorhynchus tshawytscha (Chinook salmon), 781 nucleotides long. RefSeq names its product type II inositol 3,4-bisphosphate 4-phosphatase-like. The coding region runs from base 163 to 678 and encodes 171 amino acids. Lineage: Eukaryota; Metazoa; Chordata; Actinopteri; Salmoniformes; Salmonidae. Gene Ontology annotation, molecular function: phosphatidylinositol-3,4-bisphosphate 4-phosphatase activity. The transcript has 5 exons. Gene Ontology annotation, cellular component: cytoplasm. The record is from RefSeq and is a predicted model, not a curated record.